Molecule: messenger RNA, 873 nt
Organism: Closterium sp. Naga37s-1
Lineage: Eukaryota; Viridiplantae; Streptophyta; Zygnematophyceae; Desmidiales; Closteriaceae
Source: the annotation of a GenBank genome assembly
AUGGGCGGCGCGUUGGCCAAGCCGACGGAGCGAGACGCCAAGGGGAAGGUUGUUCUUAUAACGGGGUGCUCCAAUGGAGGAAUUGGCUACGCCAUUGCCGAGGAGUUUCAGCGCCGCGGUGCGAACGUGUUCGCCACGUCACGACGGGUCGACACGAUGAAGGGGCUGAAGGAGAAAGGGGUGCACACGCUGGCUCUCGACGUCACAUCUGAGCCGUCCAUCCAGGCAGCGGUCAAGCAAGUGACGCAAACAGCAGGGCGGGUAGACGUGUUGGUUAACAACGCGGGGUGUGGCCUGCCGGGCCCACUGGCAGAAUUACCCUUGGCGAGGAUCAAAGAGGUGUAUGACACAAACCUGUUUGGGGCAUUGGCAUUGUCACAAGCUGUGUUCCCCUACAUGCACGAGCAGAAGAGCGGGCGAAUCAUCAACGUAUCCAGUGUUGCUGGUUACACUCACAGGCCCUUUGUGGGGACGUAUGGGAGCAGCAAGGCGGCGUUCAAUGCGGUUACCAACUGCAUGCGCGUGGAAAUGAAACCGCUGGGGAUCGGCGUUGUGCUUGUGACACCCGGAUACAUCCGCACCAACAUUUUCAGCAAAAAUGUCUCUCACAUUCCUGUCCUCCCGCCAUCAAGCCCGUUUAAGCCCAUGGAGAUUAAUAUCCGCGAGUCGUACGCCAAGCGGGCCGAGAACCAGUCAUUUCCACCCGCAUCUGAGCUGGCAAAGCGUAUCGCUGAUGCAGCACUCAGCCCAAAUCCCCCAAUUAGGGUUUUGUUUGGAACGAGUGCGCUUCCUGCUGUAGUUGCAGGGGCGAUGCCUCUAUGGUUUCAAGAUUUUGCGUAUUCCCGGUUGUUUGGCAGUGGGAAAAAUCUAUAG